Molecule: messenger RNA, 2093 nt
Organism: Lynx canadensis (Canada lynx)
Lineage: Eukaryota; Metazoa; Chordata; Mammalia; Carnivora; Felidae
Gene: RCN1
Product: reticulocalbin 1
Cellular component (GO): endoplasmic reticulum
Molecular function (GO): calcium ion binding
Source: RefSeq, a predicted model, not a curated record
CCCCACUCCCCAGUCGCCGUCCUCGUCGCUCGCUCCGUGCCUCCCCGCGGGCCGCUCUCCCGUCCUGACGAUGGCGCGUGGCGGCCGCGACCGCCUCCUGGGGCUCGCCCUGGGGCUGCUGCUGGCGCUGGCGCUGGCGCCCGGGGCGCUGCGGGCCAAACCCACGGUGCGCAAGGAGCGCGUGGUGCGGCCCGACUCGGAGCUGGGCGAGCGGCCGGCCGAGGACAACCAGAGCUUCCAGUACGACCACGAGGCCUUCCUGGGCAAAGAGGACUCCAAGACCUUCGACCAGCUCACCUCGGAGGAGAGCAAGGAGAGGCUGGGGAAGAUUGUUGACCGAAUUGACAGUGAUGGGGAUGGCUUUGUUACUACUGAGGAGCUGAAAACUUGGAUCAAGCGAGUGCAGAGAAGAUACAUCUACAAUAAUGUCGCUAAAGUCUGGAAGGAUUAUGAUCGGGACAAAGAUGAUAAAAUUUCCUGGGAAGAAUACAAACAAGCCACCUAUGGUUACUACCUAGGAAACCCUGAAGAGUUUCAAGAUCCUUUAGAUCAUAACACCUUUAAAAAGAUGCUGCCACGUGAUGAGAGAAGGUUCAAGGCUGCAGACCUCGAUGGUGACCAGAUAGCCACUCGGGAGGAGUUCACCGCCUUUUUGCACCCUGAGGAGUUUGAGCAUAUGAAGGAAAUUGUGGUUUUGGAAACUCUGGAGGACAUCGACAAUGGGGAUGGGUUUCUGGAUCAGGACGAGUAUAUUGCGGAUAUGUUUUCCCACGAGGAGAACGGCCCUGAGCCUGACUGGGUUGUGUCAGAACGGGAGCAGUUUAAUGAGUUCCGGGAUCUGAACAAGGAUGGGAAGUUGGACAAAGAUGAGAUUCCGCCACUGAUCCUCCCUCAGGACUAUGACCAUGCUCCCGAGGCCAGGCACCUGGUGUAUGAGUCAGACAAAAACAAGGAUGAAAAGCUAACUAAAGAGGAGAUAUUAGACAACUGGAACAUGUUUGUCGGAAGCCAAGCUACCAAUUAUGGGGAAGAUCACAAAAAUCAUGAUGAGCUUUGAUACAUACAGCAGACUAUGGGAGGCUUUCUUUUAAUGUCUGGGAUGGUUGCUACAGUUGUCUCAUUCACAAAAAAAGCAAAUUUAUAACCUCAGAUUGGGGUUAAAAUUGUUUUUCACUCAGUAUUUACUGGAAAAUCAUUAUUGCUAUUCUUUCAGUGAGACUUCUCUCCAAACACAUUAAAACCUGGGUAAAUUGCUUUGGGGAUACUUGCUAAAACAUGAUUUUUUAGCUUUUUCCAUUAAACGUAGACUAAAGGGGAAGAAAAUUUGAAAGAGCCCCUAUAUUCAGAAGUUGGGUGGGUUGGGGGCAAUAUAUGAAUCGACUGCUAUGUUAUUUUAACCGCACGUUUUUUGCAUUUGCCACUGUUGAACGGCCGGUGAGAGAAAGUUCUGAUGAAACUACAGUGGUGUCCUCCUGUGUAGGCUUAUUUCAGAGCACGUCUAAUAUUCCAGAUUCUUUCUUCUUGACUUUGUACUCUGAGCUGUCACUGUAAAUGGUAUAUAAAACCUCCGUGCAUUUUUCUGCACGGACCUGCUAAUGUGCACAACAAAUCCCUAUCUUUGUGCUUUUUGUUUUUACAUUAAGAAGCAAUCAAGAAAGAUAAUGUGAAAAAGAAAGGAAUUUUAGAGGUAGGGAAAACAUGAAUGCCAGGCAUUCAAAGAGCUAUAGGAAAAUGAUAAACACUUUAUUUUACUUGAGAACAUUUUCUUGACAUGUAAAUGAGGUAGGUCUGAUCUUUGAAAAAGUGAAUAGAAAUACCAUCCAUUUCCUCGCUGAUCACCAGUAGGAAUGAGGCUGUGGGGUCCUGGGGAAGCGCAGUGUGCGGAGCUCGAGCUCUGGAACCCGCGCCGUCUGGUCCCCGUGAAGCUGCGACCCUUGGAUCUGCCCCCCGGGACUAUCCACCGUGGAACGAGGACACGAUGAUGUUCCAGGCCAUUGGCUGAACUGGUAGAAACAACUUUUACAGGUUGACAUUUCACCUUGUAAGUAGCAAGUGAACAAAAUAAAGGAUCCUGCUGAGGAUUUUCUACUGUG